GCAGCUAGGCUGGUCAAACUUUUAUAAGUGGAACAGGGCGAACAUAAACCCAUCGUCCACUUCUUUUCCCGAUCUCCGAAACCACACCACAGCCCCUUCCUCCCCGCUUCACAGCCGACAGGCGCCAUCUUCUGCUUCAUUUGGCGGUGUGACCAGCGUCACCAUUUUAAUCAAAGCAGCAGCAGGCUGCAGGUCGACGGGAAGGAAAUCGCAGCCACCCGUUUACAUCGUAUUAUACAGUGAGUGUUACCCGGCAUACUUAGUCGCUGAGACUUGAAAGACUCGUUCUCUUUUUUCGUUUUCCCUGUUUUUUUAAGGGCCUUUCGUGUUCUGCCAACUAUAAAUGGCUUUAGCCAUAAUAGAUGUUAAACCCUACAGGCAUAAGCAGAUGUCUUUAGACGAGAUGAGAGAAGAGAAAGAAAAAGAAAAAAUCACGGAGAAGAAGAAGAAGCAGCAGAAGCAGAAGCAGAAACAGAAGCUUAAGAAUCCAGAAGAAAAACAAAAUAAAAGCGAAGAGAAUAUCACAGUGGAGGAGAAGGAUACUAAAGAGAAAACUCAAGCCCAAAUUAACAGCAAGAAGAGGAAACGCAAAGACGUUUUCGCCUUCGGCAACUACAGAAGCUACUAUGGCUAUCGCAUUGGUCAAGGCAUGGACGAGGACCCUCGCCUUAAGGUUUUCAAGCGGGAGUGGUUUCAAGGCAAGGAUUGUCUCGACAUUGGCUGCAAUAGUGGCAUUAUCACUAUCCAGAUUGCAAAAAAGUUUCAUUGCCACAGAAUUCUUGGGAUUGACAUCGACUCUGAUCGAAUUUCAGAUGCAUAUUGGCACUUGAGAAAAUUUGUGAGAGCAGAACGGGUUCAGAAGAGUGGUGCAAAGGCUUCGAUUGUGAAGGUUACAGAGAAGGUAAAUGAUCUAGAGAGCUGUGCAAAUCCAUCAUCAGAUGAGAAACAGGAGAUUGCGAGGGACAGUUCACAUUCUGAGGAAGGAGAUCUAUUUGAUAUAGUUUCUUUCCGAAAAGAGAAUUUUGUUCAGAGUUGGUGUCAGCGAGAGGAGCAGUAUGAUACAAUUCUUUGCUUGAGUGUGACAAAGUGGAUUCAUUUGAACUGGGGUGAUGAUGGACUAAUAACUUUAUUUUCAAAAAUAUGGAGGCUUCUUCGUCCGGGUGGCAUUCUAGUGCUGGAACCUCAACCUUGGCGAUCAUAUGAAAAUAAUCAUCUUGUAUCUGAGACAACAUCAAAAAAUUAUCAGACCAUCAUAUUCCGUCCCAAUUGUUUCAUGGAAAUUCUUUUAGACAAGAUCGGAUUUAGAAAGGUUGAGGACAUCACUUCAGCCUUGUCAGGCAGCAAAGUCGGAUUUGAUAGGCCAAUUUUUGCAUACCACAAAUGAGUAAAUCCAGUGAAGGCUGCACUGUAUUGUAUUUAGCCGCCAUUCACCUAAAAUAUUCCAACCGGUCUUCUUUCACCAUAGAUCUGAGAAUUACUGGUAACAUUGGGAUUCAUUAAUUUUAUGUUAUUGCUCUAAUAUGGUGUGAGGUAAGAAAUUUUACAUUGGUAGCGGGUAUGUUGCACAACUCGCUGCGGGUUCACAUUCGUGCAAUAUGGGCGGAAGAUUCAUGUUUUACAAGCUGAAUAGAAAAUCGCUUAUAUUUGAGGAGAA
This is a messenger RNA of Manihot esculenta (cassava), 1654 nucleotides long. Its product is annotated as probable RNA methyltransferase At5g51130. Gene Ontology annotation, molecular function: RNA methyltransferase activity; snRNA binding; O-methyltransferase activity. The record is from RefSeq and is a predicted model, not a curated record. The transcript has 8 exons. Bases 344 to 1384 code for a protein of 346 amino acids. Gene Ontology annotation, biological process: snRNA modification. Lineage: Eukaryota; Viridiplantae; Streptophyta; Magnoliopsida; Malpighiales; Euphorbiaceae.